Molecule: messenger RNA, 1389 nt
Organism: Exophiala viscosa
Lineage: Eukaryota; Fungi; Ascomycota; Eurotiomycetes; Chaetothyriales; Herpotrichiellaceae
Product: Der1-like family-domain-containing protein
Exons: 3
Coding region: 352-1146 (264 amino acids)
Biological process (GO): endoplasmic reticulum unfolded protein response
Cellular component (GO): endoplasmic reticulum membrane; Hrd1p ubiquitin ligase ERAD-L complex
Molecular function (GO): misfolded protein binding; ubiquitin-specific protease binding
Source: RefSeq, a predicted model, not a curated record
AGAGUCGACGACGGAUGUAGUCCGACCGUCGAUGAGUACUAGGAGACCACCACGAAUAAGGGUGGAAUACAGCACCCAGGAAGAAAGGCGUACAACACAAACAGAUUAAUUGAUCUUGCGACAAUAUUGCUGGACGCUCAGAAAAACUUCUUUGGCAAGAUGCGGAGGCUUCGAAUUUCGAAGAGCGCACUAACCAGUUAUGUACUAGUGCCUCAUCGCUCUUGGCGGUCUCCACCGACUGCAUCUUUUCAUUUCUUUGAGCCAUCGACAGCGUGUUCAAUAUGAACCUUUCUUUAUAGCUUUCAUCACGACAUCUCCCUCCAGUGCUUGACUUUCUGCGCAUCUAUCAAGAUGAGCGGUGGUGGUGUAGACAUUAUGGACCGCUUCUGGAGUGCUCCUCCUGUGAGCAGGACCAUUGUCGCAGCCAUGUUUGUCGAAUCUGCCCUUGUCCAUUCAGGUCUCGUCAAUGGCAUGCGGGUGGUUUUCUACACGCCUUCGAUAUUCAAGUUUCCACCAGAGUUAUGGCGGAUUCUGUCAUCGUUCCUGCUGACCGGCGGUGGACUUUCGUUCCUUUUCGACCUAUAUUUCAUGUUUACAUAUGCUUCGGGUUUGGAGCUCACCUCUUCGAGAUUCAGUCAGCCGGGUGAUUUCUUCACUUACGUUCUCUUCUUAGCCACCGUCAUUCUGGUCGUUGGCGGCUUUAUCCUGAAGUCGAUGGUCUUUACACAAGCUCUACUCCUCGGAUUCAUCUACACCUACGCCCAGGACAACCGCGGCAAGAAGGCACAUUUCAUCAUUGUGCAAAUUCCAGUCGAAAUUCUCCCGUGGGCUACGCUAGUAUUCAGCUUGGUCAUGGGCGGACCCCAAGCAGCUCUGCAACAGGGUGUUGGUCUAGUCGCAGCACAUCUUUAUGACUUCUUGACGAGACUGUACCCUACCUUCCAAGGUGGCAGGAAUUACAUUCAGACGCCCGCCGCGAUCAAGCGGUAUUUUGGUGCCAACCGAAGUGCCUUCACCAACAAAGGCUACGGUACCAGCUUUAGACCAGGACAACCUGAGCCUCAACAACAAAGUAGAGGAUGGACCAGCGGCUUUUCUGGUGCUUGGGGUGGCAGAGGCGCAGGGAGAAGAUUGGGCGGUGAUUGAAUUCUUUUGGUCCCAGGGAAUAUCCUGCAACAUGUACAACAGAAACCCAUUACGACGAACAUGAAUGAAAAGAUACCCAAGCAUCAAUGAAACCACGAAUUCCAAAUCUGCAUAUCAACGACUCUCUGUUUCUAGAUAAUGACGACGCCUCCGGGAUUCUUCGAUACUCCCUAUUCCUGCCAAGCCAAACCUCACAGCCUUGGCCCUUUGAGUAUGGAACAUAUCCGGCGUCAAAGAUUCUAU